Leptosia nina is the source of this 798-nucleotide messenger RNA. Lineage: Eukaryota; Metazoa; Arthropoda; Insecta; Lepidoptera; Pieridae. The record is from the annotation of a GenBank genome assembly.
AUGUGCAACAGGACCGUUACAACUAAUUGUAAGCCGCAAGAGCAAAGGAUGAUCAUAGGAAAAUACAAUAUAAACUACGUAAAAGUGGGUUCCGGCCCACACCAUGUUUUAUGUAUACCAGGAAGUCUCGGCUCUUGGGAGGACUUUGGCUAUCAAAUAGAUGAAUUCAAUAAGGAGAAGUUCACACUUGUAAUUCUUGACCCACCAGGCUUCGGCAAGAGCAGGCCUCCUGAACGAGAAUAUACACUGGAUCAUCAAGAUAUAGACGCUACCGUUGCACACGCUCUUAUGAUGAAUUUGAAGAUACCAAGGUACUCACUACUUGGAUGGAGCGGUGGUGUCGUUCCCUGCAUGUAUAUUGCUGCUACACAUCCAGAUGUUGCCCAAAAGUUGGUGGUAUGGGGAGCGCAAACCUACGUACUGCCCUCUGAAGUAAAAUAUUAUCAAUUUUUUAAAGAUAUUACCCAAUGGUCAGAAGCAAUGAGGCGCCAAAAGAUUGAAAUGUACGGUGAAGAAACUCUUCUAAAAUUAUGGAGCGAUUGGGUGGACACCUUGACUACAUUUUCACGUAUACGAAAUGGUGACAUAUGUACUAAGGUUUUGCCGAAGAUCGCUUGCCCGACAUUUGCAUUGUGGGGUGAAAAAGAUCCUCUUGUAGCUCGUGAGCAUAUCUAUUACUUGCAAAAGCACAUUAAGAACUGCGAAAUCUACUUAUAUCCCAAGGGCAGCCACAAUAUUCAUAUGCGUUAUCACACAGAUUUUAACACAAGGGUCCAAGAAUUCCUCCUCUCAAAUUAA